Trichomycterus rosablanca is the source of this 1511-nucleotide messenger RNA. RefSeq lists its product as uncharacterized. The record is from RefSeq and is a predicted model, not a curated record. Bases 1 to 1395 code for a protein of 464 amino acids. The transcript is spliced from 8 exons. NCBI's taxonomy places the organism in Eukaryota, Metazoa, Chordata, Actinopteri, Siluriformes, Trichomycteridae.
AUGGCGACGUUUGUCGCCCACCCAUCAGUGCAAGUCAAAGGUUCUGAACACUCCUAUGUGCCCGUUCUGUGCCAGGACGACAAGUGUACUGGACACGAGAAAGGAGUGCACAUGCACUGCCCUCUGUGCACAGUGGGGGAGGCAUACCAGGACCCCAUCAUCCUCCGUGCCCAUUUUCGCAUCAAACACGUCGACAAAAGCAUCGACUUUGCAGGCUUAAAAGUACUUCGUUGCUGUAACCACUGUGAGAUUGUGGGCACCAUUAAAGGAGAGAAAAGGUUUAAAGGAGCUCACUGGCACUGCUACCGUUGCAGGAACGGCUUUAAUAGGAGGGACGAAGCUGUCAAGCACUACAAGACGCACUUCAGGAACCCGCACACCACUUUUCAAAUCCAGGUGACGCAGGAUGUGAACUGCAGACAGUAUUAUAGCAGCAGUGCAGAAGCCAAUGCUAAAUCGUACAGUGGCCUAGCUGUGAGUUUGGGCUCUGUAGGUGACGCCACGUCUGCGACCAACUCCAUCGUAACGCAGCCAAUCCUCGCCACCACUGGCACUGAGACUACAGCGUUACUCACUGUCGAACCCAAGGAAGACUGUGAGAGUAACGGUAUGCCAGUGGGCGCCGAGGAGGAAGUGGAAUCUUCCCUGAACGGAUCAGAGCAAGCCCAGACUUUGGUUCUGAUGGAUCCUGAUGGAAAGACGAGCAACCUGAUUUACGACGAGGCCACUGCAAUUGUUACUGAACAGAGAGGGGAUAGUUUGGAGCUUCAGAAACGUCUUCUGGAGCUCAAUGAGCAGAUAGACGCUCUAAGGCAGGAGAAAGAAAGUGUGGAGAAGUCUCUACGUGCUGAAAUUAAACAGCUCAAAGAACAGGUCGCAAGUCUGGUCCAGGCCAACGUGAAGAUGUUCGACGAGCUGCAGUUGUGCCAGUGCCAGGACCACAGCCAGCAAAGACUGGCAAAAAUGGUGGAGAGUCUGCAGGCCCAGCACAAAGAGCUGCUAGAGGCUCAGCUAGCCUCACUAAGGCAAGAAUUCCUCUCUCAGCCUAGCGCCGUUUUACUCAACGACCGCACACAGGGGCCUAACUCUAGCCAGGACCGAGCCCAGGACCAGGUGGAGGUGCAGGGGGCGAUAGUGAGUGGGAUAAGAGGACUGGAGAUCAUAAGUGUACAACUCCAGCCGGAGCACGAGGAACUCCGAGAACAGCUGGUGGAAUUCGAGACGUCACAGGAUGACGCUCUUGCAGGUGUAAAAGGCUCAAAAUCGGACCCGGCUUUACAGAGUACAGAAGUGGAGGUAAAAGAGGAAGAGGAAGUUCCUCCGGUGAAUAGGAAACGAAGCUCUGAGGAAGAUUGUGCUGGGACGAGUGAAAGCAAACUCCAACGUGUUAGCUAAUGCCUUACCGUGACUAAAUUUAGGCACCUUAUUUAUUUAUUAUUACUAAUAUAGUCUUAUUCUGUUUCAAUAUACAGACCACAUUUCCAGAAAUGUUGGGACAUUUUGUAAGAUGC